AUGUCGAAAGUGAUAACCGUUAUUGAUGAUGUUAUUUAUCGGUUGGCUAAAGGCAGUAUGGACGUUAAACUAAUGCCUACAAGUGACGGACGCGAUGCACGCGCCGCUCUGCUUCGAGAAGUACGAGGUCACCGGCGACAUGCCGCGGGUGCCGGAGGAGGUGAUCGAGUCGAUCAGAAGGAACAAGGUGUGCCUGAAAGGCGGCCUGGCGACGCCGAUGGGGGCGGAGUGAGCUCGCUCAACAUGCAGCUCCGGCGAGAUCUCGAUCUCCAUGCGUCUCUUGUGAAUUGCUUCAAUCUGCGUGGCUUGCAGACCAAGCAUGAAAACGUCGACAUUGUCGUGAUUAGGGAGAACACCGAGGGUGAUCACAAAGUUCUGUUCUGAGCGUAUUGCUAAAUAUGCUUUCAAGUAUGCAUACCUAAUCAAUAGAAAGAAGGUGACUGAUGUGCACAAGGCAAACAUUAUGAAGCUUGCAGCUAC
Argentina anserina (silverweed cinquefoil) is the source of this 480-nucleotide messenger RNA. RefSeq lists its product as uncharacterized. Gene Ontology annotation, molecular function: isocitrate dehydrogenase (NAD+) activity. Gene Ontology annotation, biological process: tricarboxylic acid cycle; isocitrate metabolic process. The record is from RefSeq and is a predicted model, not a curated record. Lineage: Eukaryota; Viridiplantae; Streptophyta; Magnoliopsida; Rosales; Rosaceae. The transcript has 3 exons. The coding region runs from base 1 to 384 and encodes 127 amino acids. Gene Ontology annotation, cellular component: mitochondrion.